AUGUUACCAUCCGUGGCACAGCAGUCACACCACCUAUUACAUCACCAUCUUGACCAUCAACCUCCUUUCGACCAUUUGGAUCCUCAGUACGAUCUGGCCGGCAGUGCCUUACGAUAUGCUUUCCGUCAAGGUCAACAACACGGAUACGCAGAUCAGCAGCAGCCGUCGGCGAUGCUGCGUCAGCGGGUGCAAUACCAGCGACCCGUCCAGCGACCAAAUGACCAGGAUCAGACGAACGUAUCCAUGGUUAGAAAUGGAAGCACUGCGGAAAACACGCUGAGACGGAAAACCCCCAACGGCACACUGGCGGCAGGAUACGACGGCACACUUGGAGAUCAUUCCAUCCAGCGUCCAGCCUUAAAGCAUAUUUUGGUUUCAUUGGAUAAUGGCCAGGUCAUAUCACCACACUCUGCCCUUCCCAUAGAGUCUUGGCAAUAUAAAGGCCUCGAACACCUUCCAUCUUCCCAAUUUCAGAAUUUCCCGCAGCCAUACAAGUACGAUGUGAAUAGAUCUGCCGGCCUUCCUAGUGCUAUACCCCAAAACACCAAUGGCACGAGUUGGAUUCGAUCGUUGCACUAUCCCCCCGGCAUCGAUUCCAUGCUAAACCAAACAACACCGCUUCUUCCAUCACAAAGGUACUAUAUGCAAAAUGGCCCUCCGAUUCCCACAGUAUUAGCUUCGUCACUGCAGUCUACUCUUGGCCCAACGGCAUCUGGGGGAGUUGGCCCUUAUGGACCAUACUGGCCUGACGGUGCCUAUAUACCUUAUCGACCCGCUGCGUCCCGCGAUUUACGAUACAGGCCAAGCCCAGCAUUCGGCUCUGUUCAAGACAACUCCGCAGGUUUUGCGUCUCUCCAACAACCUUUUAAUAGGCAGUCUCUCCCUUCUACAGAGUUACUUACUCCUGGAUUCUCCUGGAAUCCCUUGCCAGCACAACUAACGCAACAGAAUCCGCAUCAAUUGUAUAAUUCGGACCCAGUUGUCCAGCAAUCAUUUCCUCCUCGACAUUCACAUCAAAACCAACUGGAUACAUUCUGGGAACAAAACAGUGACCCUUAUCGUAGUAGAUCGUCACAAAAUACACGGCUCGAUGCGCCGCAUCAAAGACAGCCCCAAUUAGAUAAUUCCAACUGGCAAGCUCUGCCACAACAGAAGACGCUACAAGGUUCAACAUCGGACAUUGGCUCAAGGCCAAGGAAUACCGAGUUCAAAGAAAAAAUUCUAUCCUGGGCACAUAGUGUAUAUGUUGACCUGCUUACUUCCCUUCACCACACUCGAAGGAAAAACGCCGCAUUAGGGAUUCAAGACAACAAUGCCCGGUCAAAACCGAAUAUAUAUCCCAAACCCCCGAGACAACCGGCUUCUGACUUCGAAUCACAAUCCAGCAACGCAGAUAUUACUCAUCAUAAUGUCCAGGGAGUCACUCUUCCGAAUCAACAAUUCCCUCGAACCCAUUCUCGACCUAUGGAUAUGAUGAUGGAAAAUCAAAUGGAUGGCGGCAAACAAAUCCCUCUGCGCAGCUCUGUUGUACCCGGUAACAAUUUCAUGCGGAACUAUCACGACGACCGCGUUCAUUUCGCGCAGCAUCCCAAUCAUCGAUUAGCGGACAGUCAUGGAUUUGAUAAUUUUCGCACGAUGCGUCGCUCUUCUGGCGGUAUUGUUUACGGUGAGGCUUCCGUGAUAGAGAAUGCUACUUAUGCGUUGGAUAUCCUGUCUAGUCUUUGUCUCGAAAGCGGAUGGGAAUGGAUAGAUGGAAUGCUUGUUGGCGGGUGUCUCGCCUAUGGCCUUGGGGAUUAUGAUAAAGCUCUUCGGUGGUAUACCCGAAUACUUAAUAAAGAUGCUUCACACGUCGAGGCGAUAUCUAACCUUGCGGCGACGCUUUUUGCGCUUGAUCGACGCGAGGAGGCAUUGAACCAUUGGCUACGCGCUGUCAAGUUACGACCAAGCUAUUUCGAAGCUGUAGAGCACCUAAUUGGGCUUCUCUGUAGCACUCAACGGGGGAAAGAAGCUGUUAAUAUCAUUGAAUUUGUUGAAGCAAAUCUGCGUGCUAAAACUAACGGAGAAUGCUUCAAGAUGGAUGGUCUUGUCAGCGAAACAGACAGUGAAACAGAGAGCAGAGAGUCGAGCGUUUCAACUACAGAGUCCAUGGAGAAAGCAGCUUUCGAUUAUGAAGUGGAGCCUGCCAGUCCCCCUAGCUUCGGUGCUAUCACGAAUGAAAAUGCCCCUGGGUUUGGGUCAAGUGGAUAUGCCAUACCUGGUUGUGACAAUGGACGAAUGCUUGCACUAAUACACGCGAAGGGCAAUAUGCUCUAUGCCUUAGGCGAUAAUGCUGGAGCAGCGUCGGCCUUCGAAGACGCCAUUCUCAUCGGAGCAGGGAGGCGGCGACGUGGAAUUCGAAGUCUUAUCAAGCUGAUACUGUCGGCGUUUGAGGAAGAUAACCGCCACUGUUUACCGGCACCUUCACAGAGGCGCGAAUCCACGAACCCACUGUUACUUUACCCAGAUAAGGCACUCCAAACGGCGACUCUCGUUUUCCCUCCCCAAGGAAACCUUCCAGGAUUCCAGCAUAUACCCGAUGGCAUUGCCAAAAAGGCAGCUAUUUCUACUACCAGCAACUCGUUGCUUUCCCUAGCUAAAAUAUAUCAAGAUGGGAUGUCUACUACCACUCCAGGCAUUGGAGCUUCAAAAACAUCCACGGGAGUCCGUGACAUCCUUGCUCUCUAUUACCUUUCCCUCUCACUCCAGCCCAGUCCAUCCACGGCCAACAACGUUGGAAUUUUGCUCGCGAGCGUCCAGCAGAAUGGACCACAGAACGCUCCUCGUCCAUCUGGUGAGAACCAGUUGCCGGAUAUCCCUGGGGUUGUUCCAGGCAGCGGAAUUGCUCUUGCUUUGGGUUACUAUAACUACGGCCUAAAUCUUGAUUCGAAACAUGCUCAUCUUUAUACGAAUCUUGGAAGCCUUUUGAAGGAUAUUGGUCAGCUUCCAGCUGCAAUCAAAAUGUACGAACAGGCUGUACAAUGUGACAAUAAAUUUGACAUUGCGUUGGCCAAUCUGGCAAACGCUGUGAAGGAUUCAGGCCGAAUUAACGACGCCAUUGGCUAUUAUAAAAGGGCCGUUGCUGCUAAUCCUGAGUUUGCAGAGGCAGUUUGUGGCCUUGCAAAUGCGUUGAACUCAGUUUGCAACUGGGGAGGCAGAGGUGGGAUUGCGGCUAAUAAUGGCGCACGCGAUCGGUGGCAUGUCGAUGACAAAGGGAUGCUUCGAGACGCGAAAGAAAUGGGAGUUGAUUCCGGCUGGAUAAAACGCGUUGUUGAAAUAGUGGAUAAACAGCUCAAGGAUGGGGAAAUGUGGGGCUCUGGUGUGCUAGCGAGCAUGCCCCGGGACAAAUUGGGUCUCAAUCUAGCUCUCGUUGGACAAGAUUCAGCUUUAGCUCAUUACAACGCUUCUUUGAACGCACUCCUGAGAAGCUGGGCAGGACAGAAAUGGGAAGGAUCAAGAAUCGUGAGGCUAGUCGAACGUGCGAUAAAAUUGAUCGGAUGGCGUUGGUAUCAGGAUCGAUAUGUUCAUGGCAAAGAGUAUCCGCCCUCAAAAUACGCCCGACCACAGCUUCCAACUAGCUUAACCGCUCCCAACGCACCUACGGUCUUGCCGUUCCACACUUUUACAUGCCCUCUUUCAGCGAAGCAAAUUCGUCACAUAUCGCAACGCAAUGGUCUCCGAAUUUCAUGCUCUACUCUUCGAUCCCCAUGGCUACCUGGAACAGUCUACUGUCCUCCCCCGCCUCCUAAUCCCCACCUAAACGUUGGAUAUGUUUCGUCAGAUUUCAACAAUCAUCCUCUGGCGCACUUGAUGCAGUCCGUUUUCGGCCUCCAUAACCCUCAUCGAGUCAAGGCCUUUUGCUAUGCAACGACGUCCAGCGACAACUCUGUGCAUCGAAAACAGAUUGAACGAGAGGCGCCUGUUUUCCGUGACGUCAGCAACUGGCCCGUUGAUCGAUUAGUGGAGCAAAUCGUCAAAGACGAGAUACACAUUUUGAUAAAUCUGAACGGUUAUACCCGUGGCGCAAGGAAUGAAGUUUUUGCCGCUAGGCCGGCACCCAUACAUAUGUCGUUUAUGGGCUUCGCUGGCACACUCGGUGCUGAAUGGUGCGACUAUAUCCUUGCGGACCAAAUUUCAAUCCCCCCCGAAACUCUUGCUCCAAGAAAACGCAUUACUCGGGUCGAAGAUCGCUUAGUGGAGGAGGAUCAUGCUGAAGACCUGGAAGACUGGAUCUAUGGAGAGAGAAUCGUCUUCACCCGUCAUACCUUUUUCUGCUGUGAUCAUCGCCAGAGUGCCCCAGACUCACAGGACAGGCGUUUAACUUGGGAAGAAGAGCAAGUCAACCGGUGGAAAAUGCGCAAAGAGAUGUUUCCCGAUCUCCGUGAUGACGCUAUAAUCCUUGGUAACUUUAAUCAGCUUUAUAAGAUCGAGCCAACCACAUUUCGUACCUGGUUACGUAUUCUUGCCCGCAUUCCAAACGCAAUACUUUGGCUACUUCGUUUUCCAGACCUUGGAGAACAAAAUCUCAAACAGACAGCUGUUGCCUGGGCCGGCGAGGCCACUGCCUCCCGCAUCGUUUUCACCGAUGUUGCUCCUAAACAUGCACAUAUUUCUCGUGCUCGCAUUUGCGAUUUAUUCCUUGAUACCCCUGAAUGCAACGCUCACACGACUGCAGCGGACGUCCUUUGGAGUGGUACCCCCCUCCUCACGCUCCCGCGAUAUAAAUACAAAAUGUGCUCCCGCAUGGCUUCUAGCAUCCUGACCAGCGCUCUUCCGCAGACUGAAGCUGGUCGUCUCGCUGCUCGUGACCUAAUUUCGUCUUCAGAUGACGAGUAUGAAAACCGUGCGAUAAGCCUGGGUCUGGACCUGAGAUAUGAAUUGGGUGGCCAUGGCCGUGCUAAAGGGAGAUUGGUCGAACUGAGAAAAAUGCUUUUCCUGAAUCGAUGGGAGAGUAAACUCUUCGAUACAAAACGAUGGGUGAAUGAUUUGGAAGAUGCCUAUGAUGCGGUGUGGCUGAAGUGGGUCAGAGGGGAAGAAGGCGACGUGUGGCUAUAGCAUUUCAGGGCCUUGAUUCAUCCCAAACCCUGUUGUCAUGCAGGCAUACCCUUUUGGCCGUUUUUAAGGCCAGCGGUGCCUAGGGUUGGAUUCUCUCGGCGUCCCUGAACUUCCCUUACAUAUCUAUCUAGAUGAUAUCUGCUUUUUGUUACACUUUUUUUUAAACUCUACUUUUUGAUUUCAUGUUUUAUUCUCAAUGUUAUCGCCUUGAAUUAUGUAAUUUCCUAUCUGUCCCCCACCCUUUUGCUUUGAAGACAAUAUGGGACUUUGAUGUUAAACAUUAUAUAUUUUUCCCUUUUGUUUUUGUUUGCGAUUUUCUGAAACAACCGUGUAUGUGGUCUGCCGACGGCGUUAUUAUUUAAACCACUAUAUCUGACACUUGGGGACAAAACAGGAUAAAGCAUGUAUUUGACAUGGGACUUCAGAAGAGGUCGGUUGGCAUUUUGUCAGGGAAAACACGACUGGAAAUGGGUAGCCUGGUGGGCAAUUUACUACCCGGCCCAACGCGUUUUUAUCAAAUCAUUUUUGCUAUGGGCGAGAGUUGGCUCCAUCGUCCGUCGCCCCGUUUUUUCGCUUCGCUUUGUUUUGCUAGCUCUUGUUCCCCCUUGCUUUAAUUUA
Molecule: messenger RNA, 5709 nt
Organism: Histoplasma capsulatum G186AR
Lineage: Eukaryota; Fungi; Ascomycota; Eurotiomycetes; Onygenales; Ajellomycetaceae
Product: UDP-N-acetylglucosaminyltransferase
Exons: 3
Coding region: 1-5091 (1696 amino acids)
Biological process (GO): protein O-linked glycosylation
Molecular function (GO): glycosyltransferase activity; protein binding
Source: RefSeq, a predicted model, not a curated record